GACUUUCAAAGCGCAAGCUCUGGAGUUGCUGCCAAGGCUAUGCGUUCAGAACUAGGCAGACUCGCUAACGCGAUCCCAGACGUGAAGGCUCUUAAAGAACCGAGCCCCGAACAAAUUAUUCCAUAUAAAGAUCUUCCCGCUUGUGAUAAUCCUGAACUUCUAAACAAAUUGGCUGUUCUCAAACUUAAUGGUGGUCUGGGAACAACCAUGGGUUGUGUAGGUCCAAAAAGCGCCAUUGAGGUUAGAGAUGGUAUGACGUUUCUAGAUUUAAGUGUCAGGCAAAUUGAGUACCUUAAUAAAAAAUUCGACGUUAACGUUCCAUUUAUACUUAUGAACUCAUUUAAUACUGAUGAUGAUACCAUGCGCAUCGUCCAAAAAUAUGGAAGUCAUAAGAUUGAUAUUCUUACAUUUAAUCAGUCGCGUUACCCUAGGAUUAACAAGGAGUCUCUAUUGCCAAUGCCUCGAACACCAACUAGUGAUAUCAAUCGGUUAAUUGCUGAAGGAAAAGAAUAUAUUUUUAUUUCCAAUGUUGACAAUCUCGGUGCUGUAGUUGACCUAAAUAUUCUUAAGUACAUGGUGGAUAAUGACUCUGAAUUCAUAAUGGAAGUUACUGACAAAACAAAAGCUGAUAUUAAAGGUGGUACGCUUAUUGACUACGAGGGUACCGUUCGAUUACUGGAAGUAGCACAAGUUCCUGCGGAACAUAUUGAAGACUUUAAGUCAAUCAAAAAAUUUAGAAUCUUUAAUACUAAUAAUUUGUGGAUCAGUUUGAAAGCUAUAAAACGCGUUACUGAAGAAAAGGAGCUUAACUUGGAAGUCAUUGUUAACAACAAAACACUUGAAUCUGGUGUAAAAGUAAUUCAACUCGAAACUGCUGUUGGUUCUGCUAUCAAGCAUUUUAAAAACGCUCAUGGUGUAAACGUACCACGAAGUCGUUUCUUACCUGUUAAAUCUACCUCCGAUCUAUUUCUUGUAACUUCUGAUUUAUACUCGCUCAACCAUGGUGAAUUAACAAUGAACCCUAAACGACUCUUUCAAACGGUACCGCUGGUGAAGUUAGGUGAUGAGUUUAAGAAGUCACCGCCUCAUAUCCUCGAAUUAGAUCAUCUCACAGUUACUGGUGAUGUAACAUUUGGUGCUGGUGUACAACUUAAAGGAACUGUCAUUAUUGUCGCGAAUCAUGGCGCUAGAAUCGAUAUUCCACCAAACUCUGUGCUCGAGAAUAAG
Racocetra fulgida is the source of this 1227-nucleotide messenger RNA. NCBI's taxonomy places the organism in Eukaryota, Fungi, Glomeromycota, Glomeromycetes, Diversisporales, Gigasporaceae. The record is from the annotation of a GenBank genome assembly.